Molecule: messenger RNA, 4366 nt
Organism: Prionailurus viverrinus (fishing cat)
Lineage: Eukaryota; Metazoa; Chordata; Mammalia; Carnivora; Felidae
Gene: TGM1
Product: transglutaminase 1
Exons: 16
Coding region: 1729-4191 (820 amino acids)
Biological process (GO): peptide cross-linking
Molecular function (GO): protein-glutamine gamma-glutamyltransferase activity
Source: RefSeq, a predicted model, not a curated record
UAGAAGAGACAGUGGGGAAGAAGACCAAAACAAAAGAGAGAGUGACAAGGUACUUUUCUGGUUCCCUGGGAAAUGUUCACACACAUCCGGUCCCUUAGGGCCCUGCCCCUUCCCAUGUUCAUGGUGAUACAUACAGCCCCUCAACAAAGCCCUUUGGCUGACCUGCCUGCCUGGGAUUUUGAUUUUUACUUGUGUGUCCUUUGCGGGUGUUAGAGGUGGGGACAGACCCUCGGCCAGGUCAGGGGUUUGGAGCUAGACAGGGAAAGGUCACUGUGGGUGUGGAGAGCUCCCUGCCAGGUCCUGGAGUCUCAGUCCCCAUUCCCCAAGGCCCCUCCCUGCCUGAUGCAUCACCAAGUUCAGCCUCUCCUCUAGUCGGUUUCCAUGUGUCUUGCCAACCCUGUUUUCACUGUCUUCUCUUCAGUGGCCUAUGGGCAGAGCAAGGACAACAGCAGGAUGGAGGGAAGAGACCCCAAGAAAUGGCCCCAACCUUCCUAAAGAACUUUCAGGAGAGCCUCCCAGAGAUGUCUGACCUCCUCUUUGCCUUAGGGUUCCCUCAGUGGCAUCCCUGGUGUUCCUCCAGUGCCAGGGUGGAGUUGGGAUACACACAGGGCAGGUGCCUGGAGCCGGUUGGUCAGGAUUUCUGGGAAGAAUUCCAAGUUGGAGAAUCCUGGACUCCAGCUGACCAGCCACCCCUCUCUGAGAGAAAAGGGGUAGUCUGCAGCCUGGGGAGAGGGCCUCACUUCCCACCUGAGCCUCAGAGCGAGGGCCCAAACCUUCCUCAAGCUCCCAGGCUGGGGGCAGAAAACAAGAAAUUGCUCCUACUCUGACCCUCACUCCCCACCCCACCCCCCCCCGCCCCUGCCAAUCCCAAGCUUGUAGGGACACAGGAAGCUGGGGGCAGUUCAUUCAUGCCAAGGGUUGUGAAGCAGCUGGAGGAAGAAGGAAGGACAGAUGGGUGGGGGGGAUCAGAGGAUCUGGUAGAGCCGGCAGGUCAGGGGCUGGCUGGUGGAGCCAGUCUGAGGGCCUGGCUGCUGAUGUCACCAGUCUGCAGCUUCGGAUCCCAGGACCUCCCUGGGCAGGACCAGGCCCAUGGGCCAGUUUCACAGGGCUGAGCCUGGCCCAGGCUGUACCAGACCCUGGCGGAGGCAGAGGGACCCAGGGUCUUAUGGGAGCAGAGGCAGGCAAUGUGAGCUUGGGAACAGGGGGCCCGCUGCCUAGGGGCUUGGGUGAAGGGACACUCUGCCCCACAGCUGUGGGGUCUUCUCACCCAGGAGAGGGGGCCCCUUGUGCACUGGUCUGGCAGGAACCAGCCUGGAGUGGGUCUGUCUGUGGGGGCAGUCUCACAAGGCCUUCCACUUUCACCACAGCUUUGAAUCCUGACAGACCCCGGCCCCGCCCCGCUUUGGCUCAUUUCCACAGUUCCUCGAAAGGGGAAAGGGGAUGCGGCCAGGUCUCCUUUCCCGCCCCUACCUCUGGAGACAGCCCCCAGAGGCCACGCCUCUUCCCCACAGUGAGGGGAUGAGGCAAUCAGGCUUCCCCUUCCCUGCAGCUUGGCUCCACCCUCCCCCCUCAUAAACCACUUACCUGCCCAUCCCACACCUUCCACUCGUGCCUCCUCGACCGUCCUGGGUCCCAGCGGUCCCAACCUGUCCCAGCCCGGCUGCCGGACUCAGCCCUGCUGUCGCCACCACCGCCGCCAGGUGAGGCUCUGGCAGGCCCCGGCAAGGCAUGAUGGACGGUCCUCGUUCAGAUGUGGGCCGCUGGGGCGGGAACCCUUGGCAGCCCCCCACCACACCUUCUCCAGAGCCGGAGCCGGAGCCGGACAGACGAUCUCGUCGAGGAGGCCGUUCCUUCUGGGCUCGCUGCUGCGGCUGCUGCUCAUGCCGAAAUGAAACAGAUGCUGACUGGGGACCUGAGCCCCAUGGAGACCGAGGGUCUGGCAGGGGUCGAGGGUCCAGCUCUGGGGGUCGAAGACCAGACUCCCGGGGCUCAGAUUCCCGCCGGCCUGGCUCCCGGGCCAGUGGUGUGAACGCAGCUGGAGACGGCACCAUCAGAGAGGGCAUGCUGGUGGUGACCGGUGUGGAUCUGCUGAGUUCACGCUCGGACCAGAAUCGCCGAGAGCACCACACAGAUGAGUUUGAGUACGACGAGCUGAUUUUACGCCGUGGGCAGCCUUUCGACAUGGUCCUCCACCUCUCUCGGCCCUAUGAGUCCUCUGAUCAUGUUGCCCUGGAGCUGCUUAUCGGAAACAGCCCCGAGGUGGGGAAGGGCACGCACGUGAUCAUCCCAGUGGGGAAGGGGGGCAGCGGAGGCUGGAAAGCCCAGGUGACCAAGGCCAGUGGGCAGAAUCUGGACCUACGUGUCCACACCUCCCCCAACGCCAUCAUCGGCAAGUUUCAAUUCACGGUCCGCACACGUUCAGAGGCUGGCGAGUUCCUGUUGCCUUUUGACCCCCACAACGAGAUCUACAUCCUCUUCAAUCCAUGGUGUCCAGAGGACAUCGUGUACGUGGAGCAUGAGGAUUGGCGACAGGAGUACGUGCUUAAUGAAUCCGGGAGAAUUUACUAUGGGACUGAAGCGCAGAUUGGCGAGCGGACCUGGAACUAUGGGCAGUUUGACCAUGGAGUGCUGGAUGCCUGCCUGUACAUCCUAGACAGGCGGGGCAUGCCAUAUGGAGGCCGCGGGGACCCGGUCAGUGUCUCCCGGGUCAUCUCUGCCAUGGUGAACUCCUUGGAUGACAAUGGGGUCCUGAUUGGAAACUGGUCUGGUGAUUACUCCCGAGGCACCAACCCAUCAGCUUGGGUGGGCAGCGUGGAGAUCCUACUCAGCUACCUACGCACCGGCUAUUCCGUCCCCUAUGGCCAGUGCUGGGUCUUCGCCGGUGUGACCACAACAGUGCUGCGUUGCUUGGGCCUGGCUACCCGCACUGUCACCAAUUUCAACUCGGCACAUGACACAGACACAUCCCUCACCAUGGACAUCUACUUUGACGAGAAUAUGAAGCCUCUCGAGCACCUGAACCAUGAUUCUGUUUGGAACUUCCACGUGUGGAACGACUGCUGGAUGAAGAGGCCAGAUCUGCCCUCUGGCUUUGGUGGGUGGCAGGUGGUGGAUGCCACACCCCAGGAAACCAGCAGCGGCAUCUUCUGCUGCGGCCCAUGCUCUGUGGAGUCCAUCAAGAAUGGCCUGGUAUACAUGAAAUACGACACGCCCUUCAUUUUUGCCGAGGUCAACAGUGACAAAGUUUACUGGCAGCGACAGGAUGAUGGCAGUUUUAAGAUCGUGUAUGUGGAAGAGAAGGCCAUUGGUACGCUCAUCAUAACAAAGGCCAUUGGAUCCAACAUGCGAGAUGAUGUCACCCACAUUUAUAAACACCCAGAAGGCUCGGAAGCAGAGCGGAAGGCAGUGGAGACAGCAGCCGCCCAUGGCAGCAAACCCAACGUGUACUCCACGCGUGACUCAGCAGAGGAUGUGGCGAUGCAGGUGGAGGCACAGGACGCGGUGAUGGGGCAGGACCUGACCGUCUGCGUGGUGCUGACCAAUCGCAGCAGCAGCCGCCGCACCGUGAAGCUGCACCUCUACCUCUCGGUCACCUUCUACACCGGUGUCACCGGGUCUGUCUUCAAGGAGAGCAAGAAAGAAGUGGUGCUGGCGCCAGGGGCCUCGGACCGUGUGUCCAUGCCCGUGGCCUACAAGGAAUACCGGCCCCACCUCGUAGAUCAGGGGUCCAUGCUGCUCAACGUCUCGGGCCACGUCAAGGAAAACGGGCAGGUGCUGGCCAAGCAGCACACCUUCCGUCUGCGCACCCCUGACCUUUCCCUCACCUUGUUGGGGGCAGCCGUGGUUGGUCAGGAGUGCGAAGUACAGAUUGUCUUCAAGAACCCGCUGCCUAUAACCCUCACCAAUGUCGUCUUCCGGCUUGAGGGCUCCGGGCUACAGAGACCCAAGAUCCUCAAUGUGGGGGACAUUGGGGGCAACGAGACAGUGACGCUGCACCAGAAGUUUGUGCCUGUGCGACCAGGCCCCCGCCAGCUCAUCGCCAGCUUGGACAGCCCCCAGCUCUCCCAGGUGCAUGGUGUCAUCCAGGUGGACGUGGCUCCGGCCCCUGGGAGCGGAGGCUUCUUCUCAGAUGCUGGAGGCGACAGUCACUCAGGGGAGACCAUCCCUAUGGCAUCUCGAGGUGGAGCUUAACCCCUGGCCAGGAGCAAUGGGACUGGAGUCAGAGGAGCAAGGACAUUGCCUCGCAGGGACCCAGCGCAGAGCUGCUCUCCGUAGGUUCAGGUUGGGAGGCCGGGGCACCUGGGAAGGGGGCCGCUCUUCACUUGCACUGGGCAGCACAGAUGCUAAUAAACUGUUUUUUAAUGAA